Molecule: messenger RNA, 723 nt
Organism: Trichoderma aggressivum f. europaeum
Lineage: Eukaryota; Fungi; Ascomycota; Sordariomycetes; Hypocreales; Hypocreaceae
Exons: 4
Coding region: 1-723 (240 amino acids)
Source: RefSeq, a predicted model, not a curated record
AUGCCAGCGAAGACGAGGAAGAGAAAGGCCUCGGAGGAAGAAGGAGAUGAUGUUGAAGAAGUUCCACAGCCCGUGAAGAAAACUGCUCGCAAGACACAGAAGAAGCAAGUGGGAGAGUCUUCAAAGAGAAGCCGAGCUGGACCCAGUAAUCGGGCCACCAACAGUACUUUAAAAAAGUCAAAGGCAGCAUCUUCUUCUUCAAAGAGCGCAAAGAGUGCGAUUCGCCGAGAUGCGGAUAGCUUGCUCCAUAUGAUUGAGGGCCAGUACAACAACGCCCGAUCUGCAAUGACGGGAAACAACUCGUUGAGUUCCAAAAUUUCUGCUCUUCUUCAAGAUGGUCUCGAUACACAGAACAUUAUACAUCAAAAGCCGCUUGGUCGUAUCAAAGCCUUGCAGCAUACCCUAGAUGAGUACGAGACGGCCAAUCGCGACUCGAUCAAGGCCAGAAAGCCAGCUGAAGGGGCCCAGUGGGAGCAAGAUGCCAGAGAUGUCGCCAAGGUGAAUAAGAAGGCAAUGGAAAUGUCAAUACAGAUGAUCAAUUGCUUGGUUAUUUCUGGAGAGCAUGCUACAUCACUUAAAUCACCACCUCGUUCUGACGACGAUGUCGAACAGGCAGCAUGGCGGUGGAUUGAAGGCGGGAUUCCAUCCGCAGAUGAUUCAUGGGGAUCAAGCGCACGAGAAACUUUGAAGGCUUUUGCGGGAGUUGCAAAGCUUCUUUUGUAA